Molecule: messenger RNA, 1368 nt
Organism: Malania oleifera
Lineage: Eukaryota; Viridiplantae; Streptophyta; Magnoliopsida; Santalales; Ximeniaceae
Product: tetraspanin-8-like
Exons: 3
Coding region: 385-1203 (272 amino acids)
Biological process (GO): auxin-activated signaling pathway
Cellular component (GO): plasma membrane; plasmodesma
Source: RefSeq, a predicted model, not a curated record
ACGAGCGACGUGCCGUCUCCGCCUCUUGACCAACUGGGCGUCGAAGGACACGUUUCAUACCAGCAAGGCGAGUACCCUUCUCACCUACUCCAAACUGAACUCCGUCGAAGCGCGUAGAUAUAGCCACAUCAAAUGGCACCUUCUCUGAAGCCACUCUCCAUCGUAACCUCUCGCAUACACCUCCACCCCACUUACAUAUAUAUGUCCGUCUUCCUCGCCAGAUAGACCCAUCUCACCAAUCACCAAUUCUCUUGGUUGCUUUUCCUAUUUACCUUCGAUUCAUCAGAUAUUUCCUCCCUUAUUCGAUUAGGAGACGGCUCAUAAUCAAUUCUCGCAACUGGGUUUCCUUGCUUGUUCCAUUUAGAUUCAGAAAUCGAGCCAAAGAUGUUUCGGGUUAGCAACAAUCUGAUCGGGAUUCUGAACUUCAUCACCUUCCUUCUCUCGGUGCCGAUCUUGGGCGCCGGAAUAUGGCUGGCAAAUCGCGCGAGCACCGACUGCGAGAAGUUCCUGGAGAAGCCAGUGAUCGUUCUGGGGGUGUUCCUUAUGGUGGUUUCGCUGGCGGGGCUCGUCGGCGCGUGCUGUCGCGUGUCCUGGCUUCUCUGGUUCUACCUCCUGGUGAUGUUCCUGCUCAUCGUUUUGCUGUUUUGCUUCACGAUCUUUGCGUUUGUGGUGACCAAUAAGGGAGCAGGGGAGGUGUUGUCAGGAAAGGGGUAUAAGGAGUACAGGCUUGGGGAGUACUCCAACUGGUUGCAGGAUAGGGUUAAUAAUGGUAAGAACUGGAACAGGAUAAAGAGCUGCUUGCAUGACUCCAAGGUCUGUCAAUCUAUGGCUAAUGGCGUUGCCAACGAUACCGUCCAGCAGUUUUACUUAGAGCAUUUGUCUUCCAUUCAGUCGGGGUGCUGCAAGCCAUCAAAUGACUGUAAUUUCCAAUACGCGAGCCCGAUCAUGUGGAAUGCGACGAGCACUUCCUCAUCCACGAACCCAGACUGUGCAAAAUGGAGCAAUGACCCGAACGUGCUGUGCUACAACUGCGAAUCAUGCAAGGCUGGACUGCUGGACAACAUCAAGAGUGACUGGAAGAAGGUGGCUGUCGUCAAUGUUAUCUUCCUCAUUUUCUUGAUUGUGGUGUACUCGAUUGGGUGCUGCGCCUUUAGGAACAACAGGGAAGACAAUGCCUAUUUCAGUAGGAAGCCAUAUCCCUGAACUUUAGAUAUGUGUAGUUUAUGUGCAGAGAGACAGGUUAGGUCCUUUGUUAGUGGCAUUGUGUGUGUUAGCUGCUACAUCUACGUAGUUCCCUGUCUUGUAUAGCUUUGUCUUUCACAGACUAUCAGAGAGUUAUAUUUGGAUUUCAUUUGGUAUUUGCUCUUC